UUCCCCUACUUUUCUGCUGUCAUUCUCGUUUACGCAUUUGCCAACGAAAUACUAUUCGAAAAUACGCUUACCCCUAGUUGUUUUUAAUCAGAAACGCAAAAAACAAAUUGAAAUCAAGUAAAUUUUGUAAUGCCAAUAAUUUAUUGUUCAUCGAAGAUAUACGGUGUCAAAGAUUUACACAGUGCGAUCGCGAGAAAUACAUCAGAAAAUUUGAUACGCAGAGCUGACAAUUUUCUGCGUUCCUUCGCAAGUCUUCCGAAAUAAGUGUUGUGCGGAGCAUAUGAAUAUAAAACGAAAUAUUUUAUUUCUAAUUACGUCAACAAAAAGAGCAAAAACACAACCACAUGCCUACAAAAACAACUAUACAUAGUUGUGCAAAAAAUAUAAUUGAAAAUAAAUAUAAAACUAACGGUGCCAAAAAACAACAAUACAGUAAAAAAGAAGCGAUUGAGUUAAAUGUGUACAUAUUCAUCAACAAAAAUUAAAAAACAAUUUAAUAUUUUCUCAGUACAGUCUUGUGUGGUAUUUAUUAGCUCCAUUUGACAUCAACCAUAGAAAAUGGUAUGUGAAUGCAGAAGACGCUCUCCAGAUUGUUAAAAUAUACAAUUUUGUUUCGAUUGAAUGCCUAAGUUUACAAAAAUACUUCAUAGUGGUUGGAAAUUGUGUUUAAUUUUAAAACUAAUCCUGACGAUUGUCGCAGGCAAAAUAUAAAACAAGUGGUAGUUGAUGAAGCAAAAGAGAAGUAAGGAAUUAAAAUGGCAAAUGAGACGGGUUUAAGAGUUAAAGUGGAUCUUACUGAGUCGGAUUUGGUUGAAUUACUUUCGGUUUUCGCGAAAAGAGCAUUUGAUGCUUCCACAACUGAACCUGGAUCAUUAGAUGCGGUUAUUCUGUACAAUUGCGAUUAUCUGAUGAGCUUGGACUACAAUGUUUUUAAUAUAGACAACAGUGGUGGCGUACUUUGUGCCCGUUAUCCCCCAUCAAUUUUUGUGCCCGAAUCCGAACUUGACCAAGUGUCAACAGCCGGUGAUGGUUCGGCGAACACAGCGUGUAAUUCGAACGGCACGAACGGUUACGAAUGUGCUAACGGUAGUGACGGUAAUGCGAAAAAUCGAAAACCCAACCGUCAUUCCAAUGGGACCAACGCGCGCAGCAUUACUCCCACAAAUGAAAAUGAGAAUAGCAAUAGCAAUAGUAAUGGCAAUGCCAAUGGCAAUGGUUGUGAUAAUUACACGGGGAAUGGCUGCGAUAGCGAUAGUACUAUUCAAUCGUUUGUUACCGUUACACGACCGCAACGUUCGCCCAAACAGCGCACCAUCUAUGAAGAGAUGUACGAUGCCAACAGAAUACGUGAUCUGAUAACUCGUGCUCGAUAUGCACGAUGUCGUCAACGUUUCGUUGCGCCCGUUAUAUAUUUUCGUGGUCAAUAUAUUUGCCGAUCCGCUACAGUAUCUGUGGUGCACGAAACCUACUCUCGUUACGCGUACGAUUACAUAACAUCGGGUAGUGGCAACGAAACACAACAACGCACGAAUGAAGAAGAAAAUCCCGAUUCUUCCGAGGAUUCAUUACUAGGCUCGUUAAAUGACACGCCAUCGCCAUUUUCCUAUAAUGAAAUGAUACGAAAUGAUAUUGCCCUACUAAAUACGCUAAAUAUCAAAACUAUCGUCGAUUUGAUGGUUGAACAAAGGAAGGUGAAAUUCUUUUUUACCGUUUCCUCAUCGGAGAAAGCCGACCCCGAGCAUAAUUAUAAGAAUUUCAAUUUACUCGCGCUGCCAUACCCCGGUUGUGAGUUCUUCAAGAAGUUUCGUGAACACAAUUAUAUGGCAACGAAUUUGCAUUACAACUGGCAAAAACCCUUUAACAAUGCCAACAUAAGUAUACCGAAAAUCGGACCCGCAAUGGAUCUCGACAUUAACUGGGAGGAAUACCGGAAAUGGGAUUUGGUUGAGAUCACACAGAAUUACCUUAAAGCAAUGCUUAAAUAUGUGCAGGAAGAGAAUAGUGGCCUUUUGGUACAUUGCAUAAGCGGUUGGGAUCGCACGCCGCUGUUCAUCUCCCUGCUACGCCUAUCGCUUUGGGCGGACGGCCUUAUACAUCAAUCACUCAACUAUAUACAGAUAACGUAUUUUACCUUGGCCUAUGAUUGGUAUUUAUUUGGUCACCAACUACCAGAUCGCGAGAAGCGUGGAGAAGAUAUUAUGGUCUUCUGUUUUCACAUGCUGAAAUUUCUAACCAGCGAGGAGUUCAGUUUAGGCGAGCAUAGAAAACGAACAAAAACAACCAGCAGUAGUGGUAGUUGUGGUCUCGCACCAAGACAUGAGGAUGAUGCGGCGUUGAGAGAAGAACUAUAUUUAGCCGCUUGCGAUCAUGAUAGUAACGAUAGUUUUUCAAAUAUUUCCAACUGUGAUUUGCAAAUAACUGACACAUUAACCGCUAUGACAAUAUGCAACGCUUCGACACAAGCAACAACGAGCAAUAAUACAAUCACUAAUCGUUCGCCAAAUUCUAAACGAUCACGCACAAGUCCUGUGCCUGUGCCUGGCGCAAAUUCGACGCGUCAACGCCAAGAAUCCGUAUCAUCAAACAGCAGUUGGCACUUGGUCACAGAUACUGGCUCUAUAGACUCCGUUGUGGCUGGCAGUUAUAUGCGUAAUCAUGUUGCACAGCGUUCAGAGUGCGGUUCGGUGAAUUCAAAUAGUAGCAAUCAAUCGAGUAGACGCUCUAAUGGCAGUACUACAAGGUUUAGUGGAAGCGAUACACUAGAUAGCAGUCCAAGUGCGCACAAUUCGAGCGGUUGCAGUAAUAAUAGUGGGAAUAGUUUUAAUAGUGCGGUGAGCAAUCAUAGCGCGGGUCCAAGUAAAAUGCUGCCAACUACAACCGAAAGCAUUGCGACUAUUAGUAAUGGCGAACAAGCGAAAUCUUCGUCACCGAAACCAGAUGACAGUCGCAUAAAAAUAACUACACGCGAGAAACGUCUAAACUCUGUACGUGCCAUCUUCGUGCGUGCUUAUGGCAAAGGAGUGGGCCUAAAAUUGCGCGAAGGUACCGGCAUAAGUAUUGGAACGUUUAUUGGAACUUUAUUCUGAAGUGUUGAAUCGAACUUGAACAUGCGACGUAAAUUAAGUGUACGCAAACAUACAUACAUACA
Zeugodacus cucurbitae (melon fly) is the source of this 3148-nucleotide messenger RNA. It is a transcript of the gene EDTP, whose product is annotated as myotubularin-related protein 14. NCBI's taxonomy places the organism in Eukaryota, Metazoa, Arthropoda, Insecta, Diptera, Tephritidae. Gene Ontology annotation, biological process: dephosphorylation. Gene Ontology annotation, molecular function: phosphatidylinositol-3-phosphate phosphatase activity. The coding region runs from base 756 to 3086 and encodes 776 amino acids. The transcript has 7 exons. The record is from RefSeq and is a predicted model, not a curated record.